Geodia barretti is the source of this 582-nucleotide messenger RNA. Lineage: Eukaryota; Metazoa; Porifera; Demospongiae; Tetractinellida; Geodiidae. The record is from the annotation of a GenBank genome assembly.
AUGGAGGAGAAUCCAGAAGGUGUUAUUGUUUCCCCAAUCAUAGUUCCCGAAAUCGUUUACACGAUCGGUAUGCAAGAUGACAGCCCAAUCGAGAACUUCCUCUACGGGGGUGGGGUGCUCAUCUAUUCAGGGGAUACCCCGUUCUAUGCUGUUGGAAAGAAGGGCGCACCCGGUCAAAAGAUUGUUCCGGGCAAUCAAGGCGUAAUGGAUGUUCUCAACUUUACGGCACAGUACAUCACAACCACCGCUGCCGCUGUCAAGCCGACACCGGAAGGUGAGAAAAUGAUUCCGAGUCUUGAACCCUUUAAUCCGAGUCGUCCGGCGCAACUGAAAGUGUUAGAAGCAGAAAAUUGUGACCCAAUCGAAGUCUAUGCUGAAGCCGGUGGCUCAGCUGACCCGGUCCUCUUUGCUUCGCCAGAUAUGAAAGGCUAUUUCGUCCAUUUCCACAUGGAAACGCUCGGUAAUAAGCCAGACGAUUAUCUUGCACAGGUUGGAUUGGAAAUCGGCGAGCUCAUUACCAAUCGGUUUGGCGAAUUGUUAGACGUUGAACCUCAAGGAAAGUUAACACACGACGUGGGGUAA